AUGAUUAAAUACAUCCACGGUGACCUCUUCAGUCAUACACCAAUCAAGAAGGGUGCAAUAUCAAUCCUAUGUCAUUCAUGUAAUUGUAGAGGAGUCUGGGGUGGUGGUAUAGCAGCUGUAUUCAGACGUAAAUAUCCUAUUGCUAAUCGAAUCUACGAAGAUUAUUGUGAUGAGUAUAGAUCGCAACCCACCAAAUUGCUUGGAACAACUCAAUUGAUAUUACCAGAGAAAGAUUCAGAACCAUUAAUCGCCUGUUUGUUUACUAGUGACAUGUCGGGUUCAGGUAUCUUACCACCACACGAGAUUGUUCACUAUACAGACUUAGCAUUACAAGACUUGGUCAAGCAAUUAAAACAUCUCCAAUCACAAGAUAAAAAUAUCGAAGUGACAGACAAUGAGAAACUUGUGGUCAAUAUGCCUAAGAUCAACUCGGGUAUAUUCAAUGUUCCAUGGGAUCAGACUGAAGCUGUAUUGAAUAAGUACCCUGAUGUGCACUUUAAUGUGUACGUGAUUGAUUAA
Scheffersomyces amazonensis is the source of this 519-nucleotide messenger RNA. Its product is annotated as ADP-ribose 1''-phosphate phosphatase. The record is from RefSeq and is a predicted model, not a curated record. The coding region runs from base 1 to 519 and encodes 172 amino acids. The transcript has a single exon. Gene Ontology annotation, biological process: peptidyl-glutamate ADP-deribosylation. Lineage: Eukaryota; Fungi; Ascomycota; Pichiomycetes; Serinales; Debaryomycetaceae.